Penicillium coprophilum is the source of this 1440-nucleotide messenger RNA. RefSeq lists its product as uncharacterized. The transcript has 2 exons. The record is from RefSeq and is a predicted model, not a curated record. The annotation marks the transcript as partial. Lineage: Eukaryota; Fungi; Ascomycota; Eurotiomycetes; Eurotiales; Aspergillaceae.
GUUGAUUCGGAAUGCAGUGAGAUCAGACAUCCCUGGGUCAUGCAAUCGUGGCUUCUGUAUAUCAUCUAUGGGGUAUACGCAACUGAAGCGGGUCAAUUUCAAACCGUGAAAAAGAUGCUGCGGCAACUUGUUGAUGCUGUACAUGAAAUUGGUCUGUUCCAACAGGGUAUAGCUAUGCCGGAUGCCCAGUCUUGGAUGUACCAAAUUGACUUCAACACACCCGGAGAUGAUUCGCAGACUCUCUAUACGCGGUGGACAUCCUAUAUUACCACCGAGUCGAUGAGACUGUCACUGUAUACUCUAGUUUUCCUGGAUUCCCACACAUUUUCGCCUUGCAAUUCACGCCCUUUGAUGUCACCGAUGGAACUUGGUUGGGAACUUCCCUUCCCUAUCAAUCUGUGGGAAGCUAAAAACUCUCAGAUAUGGCUUCUGAGAUUCAAUGAGAACUUUGGACUUUCGACUUUUACAACAGCAAACACUCUGUUGCACGGACCACGAGGCCUAGGGACGGCCUCGCUGACAAUUGCUACUCAGCAACUCAUGACCGAAACACCGGACUCGGAACUUUUAGCAGCGCUAGAAGCGUCCCCCUUUGCCACAUUUUGCGUCCUGACGAACAUGGGUGCCCUUGUGCGAGACUUUACGCGGUGUUACUAUCAAAUGCCGCCCAGUCCAUCUGAUCCAAACCCAUUCCAUAUAUUGACCCAGGCUCAGAAUAAACAAGUCCAUACGGCAAUAAGAGCAAUUACGAAGAUUGUCAAGAAGCAGGCCUACACAGGUGAAAGCCCCCAGUUUCUUCUAUGGAGAACGAACGAGCUCUUUAUCUCUUCACUCAGAAUCAGCCUAUGCCGUCCCGACCAGCUAUUGAUAGCAGGCAUUGUGGAUAACAGCUUAAUUGCUGGAAUGGCUGCUUCCACACACCUGACCCAGGGGAACCUUGUUGCGAUCCGGCGAUCAGCACCUCCUGUUCCUUACCAUGUCGGUGGCGACGAGGGAAUUUUGGCUCUUUUGAAUGAUCUUUCAGGCGCAUUGUCCAGCAUUUCCGGGGAGGAGCAGGAUAAAGUGGUCCGCGAGGCACCAUGGGUCACUGUGGCCAGUUAUGGUGUUUUGUUAUGUAUCUGGGGAGCGCUCAGACGUGCGAGCACCGAUAUCCGUCACCACUUGAACACUUUCAACGAGCUCCCAAGAACGUCAGAAUUCUGCAUGUUGAUCUUUAACACCCUGAUGGAGUCCGCUCUUUCGAAUUCCACAGAGAAUGAUCGAGUGCGAGACCCUCGGUUGUGGACCAUGGAUCGAGGGGCUUUCCUUAGUCUGCUCGAUGAAGGCGAGUCACUAUUUGUCAAUCUCAUCAGGGCCUUUUGCCAGCGAAGGUCAUUGUGGGGGAUCGGGCCUUCGAUGCUGGCUGUAUUGGGCGAAAUUCCGGGAACUGGGGCCGAGUAA